UGUUGUAUUAUGAAGCAAAACUUCAAGUGCACAUUUCUGUUUUUAGUCUAUCAGUCCUAAAAAUGUGGCAAUUUAGCUAAGAUGUUUGAUGUACGUCAGUGGAAUUAUUUUGAAUUUUUACAUAGAAUAUUUCACUUAAAUUUUUUUCUCAUAAUUUUGUUGACAGUUUAUAUUCAUUAAAAUGUUCUUUUUUUUUAGGAAAAAUAUAUUCGGGGAAGAGAUGUAAUAGAUUUCACAUUAUGGCAGUUACUAAAGAAGCACGUGAACAGGUUUGUAAAGAAUAACUAUUUCUCAGACACAUCACCUUCACUUUCGGAUAUGGAAUUUGAUAAGCAGUUAGCCACAGAAUAUGAACAACCCCUUUAGAAUGAGAUUGAAGAGCUGAUCCAGUGGACAAAAGAGGGGAAACUGAGAGUUCCCAAUUAACAAUGAAGCAGAAGUUUCCCCCUUGGGCGGUGGUGGAGGUAGUAACCGUGAUAGUAGCAGCUUCGGCGGCAGCAACAGCGACUACGAGGGAUGGCGGCGGCUGCAGCAGGAACUGCAACAUCCCAGAGGUUUUUCCAGAGCUUCUCGGAUGCCCUAAUCGACGAGGACCCCCAGAAGGCGUUAGAGGAGCUGACUAAGGCUUUGGAACAGAAACCAGAUGAUGCACAAUAUUAUUGUCAAAGAGCUUAUUGUCACAUUCUUCUUGGGAAUUACUGUGUUGCUGUUGCUGAUGCAAAGAAGUCUCUAGAACUCAAUCCAAAUAAUUCCACUGCUAUGCUGAGAAAAGGAAUAUGUGAAUAUCAUGAAAAAAACUAUGCUGCUGCCCUAGAAACUUUUACAGAAGGACAAAAAUUAGAUAGUGCAGAUGCUAAUUUCAGUAUCUGGAUUAAAAGGUGUCAAGAAGCUCAGAAUGGCUCAGAAUCUGAGGUGUGGACUCAUCAGUCAAAAAUCAAGUAUGACUGGUAUCAAACAGAAUCUCAAGUAGUCAUUACACUUAUGAUCAAGAAUGUUCAGAAGAAUGAUGUAAAUGUGGAAUUUUCAGAAAAAGAGUUGUCUGCUUUGGUUAAACUUCCUUCUGGAGAGGAUUACAAUUUGAAACUGGAACUUCUUCAUCCUAUAAUACCAGAACAGAGCACGUUUAAAGUACUUUCAACAAAGAUUGAAAUUAAACUGAAAAAGCCAGAGGCUGUGAGAUGGGAAAAGCUAGAGGGGCAAGGAGAUGUGCCUACACCAAAACAAUUCGUAGCAGAUGUAAAGAACCUAUAUCCAUCAUCAUCUCCUUAUACAAGAAAUUGGGAUAAAUUGGUUGGUGAGAUCAAAGAAGAAGAAAAGAAUGAAAAGUUGGAGGGAGAUGCAGCUUUAAACAGAUUAUUUCAGCAGAUCUAUUCAGAUGGUUCUGAUGAAGUGAAACGUGCCAUGAACAAAUCCUUUAUGGAGUCGGGUGGUACAGUUUUGAGUACCAACUGGUCUGAUGUAGGUAAAAGGAAAGUUGAAAUCAAUCCUCCUGAUGAUAUGGAAUGGAAAAAGUACUAAAUAAAUUAAUUUGCUCUCACUGUAUUGUGUAUAUUCACCUAAUGUCCAUUGUGUAUUGAUAUUGCAUUCUUGAAUUUUGAACACUGAAUAGCUUUUUGAAAGAUUAUACCUCUUUACCUCUUUGUGCUUUAGAAAUUAUUUUCCUUCAAGUGUUCAAGUCUAAUGAAGAAUGAAGAUAACAUUUUAUCACUUCUGUCCUUAAAGAUUUCAGACACGGUGAAACUGAAUAAAGCAUAUCAUUUGCUCCUA
This is a messenger RNA of Nomascus leucogenys (northern white-cheeked gibbon), 1767 nucleotides long. RefSeq names its product SGT1 assembly cochaperone of MIS12 kinetochore complex. Lineage: Eukaryota; Metazoa; Chordata; Mammalia; Primates; Hylobatidae. Gene Ontology annotation, biological process: protein stabilization. The record is from RefSeq and is a predicted model, not a curated record. Gene Ontology annotation, molecular function: protein-folding chaperone binding.